Messenger RNA from Linum trigynum, 1283 nucleotides. The record is from the annotation of a GenBank genome assembly. Lineage: Eukaryota; Viridiplantae; Streptophyta; Magnoliopsida; Malpighiales; Linaceae.
UCACCAAUCCCAUUAACACUUUUCUGUGUGUUCCCUACCAGUAAAUUAUCAUCAUCAAUUUCAUAUCGAUCGCAGGCAUGGCUUCCUCCUUAUAUCAUCACCGUCCCCUUCAAACCCUAGCAUCUUUGCUCAUCAUCAUCAUCAUCUCCCUGACGUCCCACAUCUCCGCCGCGGACGUUCCGUUCGAAUACCACAACGGCGAUCUCCUCUCCGGCAACAUCACCGUCACCCUCGUCUGGUACGGCAUUUUCAAACCCGCCCAGAAGGUGACGGUGAGGGAAUUCCUUGCCUCAUUGGACGCCGAUAUGGCCUCAGAUAAUCCGCCACCUUCUGUUUUCAACUGGUGGAACCUAUUGGACAAGUACUACACGACCCUCAAAUCCAAAAACGGCCUCACCUUGCCCUCCAUCUCCCUUUCUCCCAAAUUGAUCGACGACGACGACUACUCCUUGGGAAAAUCUCUGACCCAGAACCAACUCGUUGAGCUUGCAAAGAAGGGCAACAUCGAGGAGGAUGGAGCAGUACUUCCCGUGGUUAUCACAGCCAACGACGUCGUCGUUGAGGGCUUUUGCAGGGCAAAGUGUGGGAACCACGGCAUUGUCCCCUCGCUGUCGAAGAUUAACGGGAAGAGCUCGUCGUCGAGAUCGGUUUACAUCUGGGUGGGGAACUCGGAGACUCAGUGCCCCGGCUUGUGCGAGUGGCCGUUCCACCAGGCUGCCAAUGGGCCUCCGGGCCCGGUCCUGGUUGCGCCCAAUGGGGAUGCUGCGAUGGAUGGAGUAGUGAUCAACUUGGCGAGCCUGCUGGCCGGGACCGUGACGAAUCCAUUUGGGGAUGGGUAUUUCCAGGGCCCAAAAGAGUCCCCAUUGGAGGCUGGGUCGGCCUGUCCAGGGGUGUUCGGGAAAGGAUCACACCCUGGAUUUGCAGGGGAGCUGCUCAAGGACGAUAAGAGUGGUGGAAGCUACAAUGCCAAUGGGAUAAAAGGGAGAAAGUUCUUGGUGCCUGGUCUGUUUGACCCUUCUACUUCCACAUGCUCCACUGUGGGUUGAGAUCACAAGAUAAAACUUUGGUGUAUAUGCAAACCUACAAACCAAUUUUGAACCCAGCCUAUUGGCCAAUUGUGUUUUUAUUAUUAUUAUUUAUAUUUGUUGAUUUUGAUUAUUUCAUUUAUGUUUGAAAUCCUUCAUGUAGCCUUGUUGGAUUUCAACAGAGUUUAUGUGAAAGCUCAACUUAUGAGCUAACUUCAUAACCAUUCAUUUAAUACUCAAUGAAUAAUUUUUUCAUGU